Molecule: messenger RNA, 3340 nt
Organism: Cuscuta campestris
Lineage: Eukaryota; Viridiplantae; Streptophyta; Magnoliopsida; Solanales; Convolvulaceae
Source: the annotation of a GenBank genome assembly
CGAAAUCAAGGUUUAGACGGACUGUUCAAAGAGGGAGAUGACAUGAAACUGUUGUUGAUGGACAAGAAUUCCACCAAAUAAGUCGACUUAAUGGGCGGAUCCCGGGAGGAUUUUCACCUUUUAAUCCGGGAAUGUAUCCACAAUCCUCGCCUCAAACUAACGUCAUUCGCCCGAUCGUCCCGACAAACCUGAUCGGGGAGAUGGAUAAAGCAGGUCCAUCCCGGUCUAGAAGAAGCCGGUCCCGUAGGUCACAAACAAAGGUGACCUCGGACGGGAAUGUGCGUUCAGUCCACAGCAAGGACGAGGACUGGGACGUCCCCCAAGCGCUCAAAAAAUUGAAGGGGAAGGAUGUUCAACCAGAAGGAUCUAGGAGGUCGGCCUUCCAAAGGCUGGACACGAUGGCCGAAAUCAAAACCGGAGCCAGACGACCUGGUCAGACCAGGCGAACGGAACCACCCCCACGCGAUGAGCCCCAGCACAGUCGGGCGCCGCGGGAGGAAGAAGCCGAAAGCCACCCCAGGCAUCUGACCCGUUCUCAUGUUGAACAACCUCGGGAUCGUGUGGGCCGGGUCGAGGCACGUCUGGAGAAACUGCAACGCCGAGUAGACCGGGAAGAAAAGAAGAAGAUUCUGCUGAACGAAUCUCCGUUCACAGACCGGGUUCAUGAGACCCCGUUUCCAAAGAAGGCGAAACUUGAAGUCCCGAAGUUCACCGGGAAGGAGGACCCGGAAAUUCACGUCAAAACCCUCCAUCAAAGUGGGCGGAUGAUGGGUCUUUCCGGGGAUGAGAAAUGUUUGCUUUUCUUUCAAACCCUCCGCGACCGCGCCGCCGAGUGGUUUCAUAACUUACCGGCCGGUGAAAUCGAUUCUUUCAAUGAACUGGCUGAGGUGUUUCAAGAAAAGUUUAAGGAAAAUUGUACCAAGAGGAAAAAAUUCACCUACUUGAGUACAGCCGGGCAGCGAGAGCACGAGGAUCUGACAAAAUUUCUUACCCGGUGGAAGGAUGAUGUUGACAAGGUGGAGGAGAUGGACGACAAAACAGCCAUGUCCCUCCUUGUGUCCGGGCUCCGGUCCGGAGAGCUUUACAAAGAUUUCUGCAGGAGGCCUCCCCAGUCCUACCAAGAGGCCUAUAACACGGCCUGGGAUUAUGCUGACGCUGAGGCACAGAUGUCAACCAAGCGGGAGGCCGAGCAGGGCUAUUCAAAAGGAAAGAUUUCUUUGAAAAAGGAGAUUGGAUUGCCCGGUAAGGUGAAAGCUGAAAUCAUGGAGGUAAAGCCGGUCAAAACAGAGAAGAAACAAACCGGCGAGAAACAGUGGACGGAGAAGUAUUGCUCUUUUCACAAAACUGACUCCCAUAACACUGCAGAGUGUAACAGUGUGAAAGGAGUAAUAAAGCAGAUGAUCGAGGCCGGGGAGAUCGAUCCUGAGUACCUGGCUCAGGCCAAACCAAAGAGGAAUCAAUGGGUUAGGCCUGAAGGACAGCCGGCCGAACAGAACAAGAAGAAGAAAGCAGCCGGCAAGGAGCAUUUACAGGUCAUCUACGGUGGACCGGAAGGGGGAGAUUCUGCUUCCCAAAGGAAGAAGUGGGGGAGAGAGCUCUACGUGGGGACGGUAGCCCUCAAUCCCCGGUCAAAACAAGCAAGACGGGAACCGAUCACUUUUACUGACCGGGACCUUCCCGCCACCGGAGAAGAUCACAAUGACCCCUGUGUUAACAUUUUGUACCUGGAGGCAUUUGAGAAGCUCAAGUUGUGUCGAACACGGCUUGAGCCCUUAAAGACUCCCCUGUCUGGGUUUACCGGGGACUCAGUCGAAGCUGAAGGGUCGAUUCUUCUAACUUGUGAGCUGGGCACAGGCGACCAGGUCGUCCAAAAGCAAAUGAGGUUUGUAGUUGUGAACAUCAAAUGUGUUCACAACGCUAUUUUGGGCUGGCCUGGGAUAAACAAGGUUCGAGGGGUCAUCUCCAUGGCCCACCUCUGUAUAAAGUUCUAUACCCCGGGCGGCAUAGGACAAGUCAGAGGGGAUCAAAAGAAGGCUCGGCAUUGUUAUUUGGAAGCUGUAAAGAAAAUGACCAAGGCGUUCGAAAGGAUCACCUUGGUCUCCCAGGAAGAAGACCGGUCAAAGCUGGAACCGGGCGAUGAAACCGAACAGAUUGUUCUCCGGGAAGCCUUCCCGGAAAGAAUGGUAAGGAUUGGCAGAGAUCUGCCCGGAGGACUUCGAGAUGAAAUCAUCUCGGUCCUUCGGGAAUAUGCAGAUAUUUUUGCUUGGAGUGUGGCGGACAUGCCGGGUAUUGACCGUUCUGUCAUAUGCCAUCGUUUGGCUGUGAUGGAAGGAAGCCAGCCUGUGAAACAAAAAAAGAGGCACUUGGCGAAUGUCCGGAGGGAUUUUGUGAAGAAAGAAACUUCAGCGACCGGGAUAAUCGGAGCAGACGAUGACUGGAGAUACGAACUCAUGGAGUAUUUGGAGACCGGUCAGAAGCCUGAUGACGAGGAACGAGCCAGGAAGGUGGUCCUACGGGCUCCACGUUUCCAGGUAAUCGAUGGUCAUCUAUACAAACGUGCCAUUGGCGGACCACUCUUGCGUUGCCUCACCAACCCGGAGGCUGAACGCGUAAUUGCCGAGGUACAUGAGGGAGUUUGUGCAGCCCAUCAAAUGUCCCGCACUUUGGCUCAAAGGAUCAUCUUGCUAGGCUACUAUUGGCCGACCAUUGUGGGGGACUGUGAGAGAGAAAUCGUCUACCAGCCCGGUCUUAACGAGAUCGACCACCUGGCUGAACUGAAUCUGGUUGAAGAACGAAGGACCAUAGAUGCAGUCAAGAUGGCCGGUUACCAGCAGUCAGUAAAGCGGUAUCAUGACAACCGGGUAGGGCCGCGAUACUUCCAAGUGCAUGAUGAAGUCUUGCGCAGAAGGGAUGCUAGUAAGCCUAAUGAAAGGGGCAAGCUGGCACGAAACUGGGAGGGGCCCUAUUGCGUAAAAGCAAUCGUGAGACCGGGCACUUACCAGUUGGAAACAAUGGAAGGUGGCCGGGUUGAGCGACACUGGAACUCUCACCACUUGCGUAAAUUCUUUAGAGAAAGUCUAAUGAGUUCCCGGUCAUUAAUAAAACUUUACUCUUUUCAGAAAGAUUGUUCGCAUGCAGCAGUCGGUGAUUCGUCACGUGACAAUCUACCCGGUUAGAUGUCCAAUCGAAUUGGACAUCUAAAAAAAAAAAAGAGACCGGUCUGACCGAUUCUAUACCUUAUCCGUACUGACACGGGAGUUAAAAACUAUUUGGCUUAACUAAUGGGAGAGCAUCCCGGCCAGUUUAAGCCAGAUGUUUGGAAGAAAAACUUAAGGUUUAC